This is a messenger RNA of Labrus bergylta (ballan wrasse), 2060 nucleotides long. It is a transcript of the gene rag2, whose product is annotated as recombination activating gene 2. Gene Ontology annotation, molecular function: sequence-specific DNA binding; protein binding. The record is from RefSeq and is a predicted model, not a curated record. Lineage: Eukaryota; Metazoa; Chordata; Actinopteri; Labriformes; Labridae. Gene Ontology annotation, cellular component: DNA recombinase complex; nucleus. Gene Ontology annotation, biological process: V(D)J recombination.
UUCACAAACUCUGUCAGCGUCUGCCUUUGUCAAAGUUUGGUUACAUAAAGAGCGAUUUAGGUUCAUGUUAACAAUUGUUGAAGUGUGAGGACUCACACUAAGGUUGGCUCAAAGCACUGCAUCUCAUCCCUGCCCAUAAGGCACCUGCUGAAAAAUGACCCUGCAACCAGUAACUCCAGUGAACUGUGCCAGCCUCCUGCAGCCUGGCUGCUCUAUGCUGCAGCUGGACGGGGAAGUUCUCCUGUUUGGCCAGAAAGGUUGGCCCAAGCGCUCCUGUCCAACAGGUGUCUUUGGGAUUCGGCUUAAAAGCAGCGAGCUGAAGUUGAGGGCCAUCUCCUUCUCCAACGACUCAUGCUACCUUCCACCAUUGCGGUGUCCAGCAGUGUGCCGCCUUGACCCCUAUGAUGGGCUUCCAGAGAGUUACCUCAUCCACGGUGGCCGCACACCAAAUAACGAGAUCUCCUCCAGCCUGUACCUGCUCACCAUGGAUAGCAGAGGUUGCAAUCGUAAGCUCACCCUUCGCUGCAAAGAGAAGGAACUAGUGGGAGAAGUGCCGGGCGCCAGAUAUGGCCACACGAUUAGCAUAGUUCAGAGCCACGGGAAAACAGCAUGUGUGCUAUUUGGAGGUCGAUCCUACAUGCCAGCCGGAGAGCGGACCACCGAGAGCUGGAACAGCGUUGUGGACUGUCCUCCUCAGGUGUUCCUAUUCGACUUAGAGUUCGGUUGCUCCUCAGCUCACACUCUACCGGAGCUCAGUGAUGGACAGUCUUUCCAUUUGGCCUUUUCAAGAGAAGACUGCGUGUACUUCCUGGGAGGUCACUCCAUCACGUCUGACUCCCGCCCCCCUCGACUCUUCUGCCUGCGCGUCGAGCUUCUGCAGGGAAGUCCCUUGCUUUCCUGUGAGAUUCUACACACUGGUAUAUCCAUCUCUAGUGCCAUAAUCACCCGCACAGGUCCAGCCCACAGAUAUAUUGUCUUGGGUGGGUAUAAGUCAGACUCUCAGAAAAGAAUGGAGUGCAGUUCUGUGAUUCUGGAUGAGAAGGGGAUUCAAUUAGAGCCAUUUGAGCCACCUCAGUGGACCCAAGAUAUCGUCCAUAGUCGCACUUGGUUUGGAGGCAGUGCGGGGGAGGGAAGCUUCCUUUUAGCUGUACCUACAGAGGGAAGGCCAUCUCAGUCAGAUAUGCAUUAUUUCUAUCAUGUGAGCUUUCAGACAGAGGAAGACGGCAAAGAGGAAGAAGGAACGCAGGGCUGCAGCCAAGAGUCAACUGAUUACGACAACUCCACUCCUCUUGAAGACUCAGAGGAACUCUACUUUGGCCGUGAGCCACAUGAGCUGGAGGAGAGUAGCGAUGGAGAAGAAGAUGCCUACAAAGAGGAUGAUGAGGAGGAUGAAUCACAGACAGGCUACUGGAUCAAAUGCAGUCUUGGCUGUCAGGUAGAUCCCAACAAGUGGGAGCCGUUCUACUCCACAGAGCUACACCGACCGGCCAUGAUCUUCUGCUCCAGAGGGGAGGGGGGGCACUGGGUCCACGCUCAAUGUAUGGAGCUGUCUGAGAUACUGCUGCUCAGGCUCUCACAGGGCAACAAGCGGUACUUCUGUCUGGACCACGGAGGCCUGCCUUACCAGGAAAUGACCCCGCCGCGACAGGUGACGCCUCUGAAGCGGACCCCCCUGAAGGUUAAGGACAGGAAGACUCCCCCAACAAUCAAAAUGUCCCCUGCAAAGAAAAGCUUUUUCCGGCGGCUCUUUGACUGAAUCUUGUUUUAAUUAUGAUUUCUUCUGAUGGUCACUGUUUAAAAAAUGAUGUACAAUGUAUGAUGUGUCACUGAUGUGUUCAAAGUGAAGCAAUCAUUGACAAUAAAUGAAACAGCCCUGAUCUCUGCUUGGUUUGAAAAAUGUUCAUCAUCAGUGACAGCUGAGUGUCUUAUAAGACUUUUACAUUAUGUAAUAAAGUAUGUAACUUUUUACAUGGCUGUUUUUAUUGACUGUUUGAAUAUUAACUGUAAUUUUGAAUUUAAUAUAAUUUUAAAGGAUUUACUUCUUUACACUUUUUCCAAUG